GAUUAGUUGAUGGGUUUGAGUUAUGUUCUAUUAUCUUAUGCCCUGUUUGUUUGCCGAGAAAUUUCUGGGAGAGAAUUAGAGAUUUUGACGGAAAGUUGGAAACACCUUUUUUUCUUUUUGGUUCAGGAGGUGGGGCUAAGCUGUCUGUUCAGCCCAUCACCGCCUGUCAAAAUAAUCUACCGAACCCUUUUCUUAAUCGAUUCAAGUGGGUCGUAUUGAUAAUUAUAGGUUCAAUGGGAGAUGUCCUCAGAAUUCAGAAUUUUGUCUGAAAGAAGAAAAAAUCCCUCGUCUUCUUAUCUUACCCCCUUUAUAUAUCGGGUUAGCAUUUUGGGGAUCGUCUUCUAUAUUAGUCUCGGAAUUUCUUGCCGGUUCAUUUGAUAGAAGAAUUCCAUUGAAAAGUUAUGGAGCUCAAUCGAAAAUCUCACCCGGACUGUGUAUAUGCCACCAACCCUUACCAUGAAUGCGCUUCUUCGUGUUUAGAGAGAAUUGCACAGGGAAAUGGAAGGAACCACACCAAGAAGCAAGCGUCGAAGAUUCUUGCAAUAUCAGCGAGCCUCGGGAAGAAGAAGAAGGAAUCAAAGCCACCGUCACCAUAUGCCUCGAGGCCCUAUCAGAACAAUGCUGUUGCUAAUAACAACGUUUCCCCUAAGGAUCGUCGGCCGAACUCUGUAACGAAUAAGACGUUUCUUGAAGAAACAAAGUGUUUCUCUUCUUCUUCUUCGUCUUCCGAGGAUCUCCCUGCAGAGCAGUAUUCUCGGCGUGAGCAAGAACCGCUCUCCCAAACCGUUCUUCUAUCACCAAAUGACCUGGUCGUUGAUUAUACUGGAGGCGAAAUACAAGCACUUGGAAAAGAAGAACACAAUGAUAAGAAUGGCACAUCGGGUGAGAUCAGGAGAUUCAGUUUUCUAAGCCCUCCAAGAUCACAUGGCAAUGAUGCAAAAACCCAUCAUGAUGAUGACGAUGAUGGUGAUGACGAUGACGAAGAAAACAAUGGCGUUCUUGGAGAAGAGAUCGAGCUGGAAUCCGUGAUGUCGGAAUCGUGCCUCCCGGUAGGAAAAUACCGAGUGAGAUCAGCAGCGGCUGCAACCCUACGCUCCAUCAUCGACAGACACGGAGACAUAGCCGCUAACUGCAAGCUAGAGUCAGCAUCCAUGAGAGCUCGCUACCUCGAGUGCCUAUGCGCAUUGGUCCAAGAACUGAAGUCAACGCCAGUUGCCCAGUUGACCAAACUCAAAGUCAAAGAGAUGAUCCUUGUCCUAAAGGACUUGGAUUCCGUCAACAUCGACGUCGGAUGGCUCAGUUCGGUUCUCGAGGAUUUCGCCCAGUCUCACGAGGCCGAGGCAGCGAAAGAACGGCACGAGGGACUGGUGAGUUCGACAAGACGUGAAUUGGAAGAUCAGGAGGAGGGUUUGGCCCGGAUGGAGGAGGAAGUGGUGGAUGCGAGGGCUCGGGUCGAAGAGACACGAGCCCGAGUAGCCGAGCUCGAGAAAGAACUGUCGAGGCUCGAGGGAAUCGGAUCGAACGCCGAGAAAUUCAAAGGGAAGUCGUUCUUGGACGAGCUACUGUGAUGUAUGUGUUCAGUAUAUGUUAUGGUCAAUGUGAUGAUGAAUAUGGAAACCUUUGGUCAGUCCAUGAAGGUGAUGAAAUGUUAGUAACUUCGAGCUAAGCUAUUUAGCGUUUACUAAUGAAUGUUUUGGGAUUGUGACUCAGAUUCUUUAAUUUUUGUGUAAUCUGGUUUUGUGAGAUUGAUUAUAAAUAUUUAUCAGCGAAAA
Molecule: messenger RNA, 1772 nt
Organism: Tarenaya hassleriana
Lineage: Eukaryota; Viridiplantae; Streptophyta; Magnoliopsida; Brassicales; Cleomaceae
Exons: 5
Coding region: 402-1568 (388 amino acids)
Source: RefSeq, a predicted model, not a curated record